Anas platyrhynchos (mallard) is the source of this 974-nucleotide messenger RNA. RefSeq names its product gastrokine-1. Lineage: Eukaryota; Metazoa; Chordata; Aves; Anseriformes; Anatidae. The record is from RefSeq and is a predicted model, not a curated record.
AACCCCUAUAUUUAUGAAAUAGUUAUAGCAGGAAAUAAUGUCCAAUGACAUACAAACUUGGAUACAAAUUACUAGAUAAUUUUAUUUCAAUACUUAGUCAUUCCACGCCUAAUUUUGAGGACUAGCGUAUAUAAGGUGGAUGGUUCACCUCAGUCAUUCCAUCUGCACUUGCAUCAGCUCUGCAGUCAAGAUGAAAUUCACUAUUGUGGCUACAGUCCUUCUUGGACUCUUGCUGACUCCAGCUCUUGCUCAAUUCUUUCAGAAUGUGAAAGGAGUCAAGAGACAACCCAUCUACAGGAGAAUCAGUGUUGGCACUGGCUACCAAAUUCUGACCAUCGAUAGUGAGACCCUUGUGGCAGUUGUUGAGGACAAAACAACCACUGAAUCAUGGAAAACUGUUUUGAACUAUGAUACAGGCUACAUUGCAAGCAGAGUAGUGUCAGAGAAUGUCUGCUACAUUUCUAGAAUGGACAGAGUCGUGAUGCCUGCUCUUUCUUCAAUUGCUGUACUUGCUGAAGAGAGUAAGAACGUGAAAGGCGAAAGAGUGGUUUCAAGGAAUAUCAGAUACGUCGUCUCAAACAGACGUAUCCGUGACCUCAGUUCCUAUGGAUCAGAGAUCUACAGUCUGUGCAGAGGACUCACAACUUACAUGGCUUAUGAAGACCAGCAGGAUCUGAGUAAUCUGGGUAAUCAGGGAUCCCAGGUUUGGUACAACCCAGCCUCUUGCUACAGACUUGAUCUCCUGAAUCUUUUGGGCAUUGACUACUGUCAGGCUCAGGUUCCGGUUCAGGCUCAGGCUCAGAACCUUUGAGCAUCGUACCUUUCUUGAACCUAGUAAGAAUGCUCGGUAGCUGAACAAAGCCAUCCCUGAUGAUGUUCUUCCCUGACAUUACAUCUCUCAAGAGUUUUGUUCUUCAUGAUUCAGAUGUUGAAACAGAUCAAUCGGUGAUAGUAUCUUUCAAAUAAACACCUUU